GCUGCUUUGCCGGAUCGAAAAAAAACAAUGUGUUGGCAGAGAAGUAGAAGGAGCGUAAAAGUCAACAAAAAACCAAAAAACUAAACGUAAGCACAAGCGCAAAAUGGCCAGGAACACGGGCAGUUCCUCGGGCUCCACGCCGGCAUCGGCUGCGGCGGCGGCGGCCGCAGCGGCAUCCAAUGCCAAACAAAAACGCAGCCCCCGAUUCAGUUUGUCCUCAAAUAUGAUCCUGGACAAGUGGAAAACAAUGAUCGGAUGUGUCUGUCUGGCGAUAGCUUCGUAUUUUGGCUACCUUGGCUAUCUAGAGACCCGUGUAAAUACGCCCUUUGACCACCAGAAGAUGGUGGUGCACGCAGGGCUAGAGCAGCCGGACCGGUAUUGGGGCUCAUACAGGCCAUUGAACUACUUUGGAAUGAAGACGCGGGAUCCCCAUUCCCUAGUAAUGGGCUUGAUGUGGUACACCCCUAGUAAUCUGGGUCCUGGUGGACAGGGCAUCCGACACUGGUGCGAGCAAGGCGACAAGUUGGAUUCCUACGGCUGGACACACCACGAUGGCAGAAGUUUUGGCGUGCAGGAAAUACAGGAUCUGCCCUUUGAGCUGAAAACCUCGUUUGUGAAGUAUCCGGAGGGCAAGCAGUAUGGUGGAGAUUGGACGGCCCGGAUAUCGGUGAGAAAUACAACGCGCGCGUGGGACAAGAGCAUCUCGCUGAUUUGGUACGUGGCCUUAGAUGAGCGCACCAAUGGGCACAUUAAAUACGUUUCGGAUGAAAAAAGCCCUGAACCGGGUGUCUACGGCGAAACCCAGGGACUCGGCGAGUUUCAGGUACGAUUCCAUGCCGUCAAAGGAAAAAUCCUGCACAAAUCGUACCUCAGCACAGUGGCUCCUUCGCUGAGCAAACUCAAGGAUACGCUCUUCUCACAUUUUCGCGCUUUUGCCGACAAGCGGGGCAAUCGUUUCAUAGGCUUACCCGGUGAAAUAGUCUCCCAAAAUGGCCUGCCCUCUAAUAAUCCGGAGCCCAACUUCAUAGCUAUACAAAUCACAGCGGAGGUGGAUUUUACACUGGACAUCACCUACCAGUCAACAUCUGGAUUUUCUCUUGGCCAAUCCAUACCCAAGCCGCCCACGGGCAGAGCCUAUCAAGAUUCGUUGCAGGCCAAAAUAGCCCAGUUUGAACAGCGUUUCGAGGAGCGAUUCCAGCUGAAGAAGAAGGGCCACUCGCCGGAGGAGGUGAGAUUCGCGCGAAACGCUUUUAGCAAUACCUUGGGUGGCAUUGGCUACUUCUAUGGCUCAAGCCGAGUGCAAUCGGUGCAUACUAAAAACCCUGUACCCUACUGGAAGGCUCCGCUCUACACGGCUGUGCCGUCGAGAAGCUUCUUUCCCAGAGGUUUCCUUUGGGACGAGGGCUUCCACGGGUUGCUGAUUAGCGCGUGGGAUGUGGACAUCGAGCUGGACAUCAUAUGCCAUUGGUUCGAUCUGCUCAAUGUUGAGGGCUGGAUACCCAGGGAACAGAUUUUGGGCGUUGAGGCGCUAGCCAAGGUGCCCGAAGAGUUUGUUACGCAGCGCAACAGCAAUGCCAAUCCGCCGACUUUCUUCCUUACGCUCAGAAAACUGCUCACCAGCCAUCGGACAGAGUUGUCUCAAAACGGACGAUUAGCGACCCUUGAGCGGCUGUAUCCACGGGUUCAGGCCUGGUUUAACUGGUACAACACUACGCAGAAGGGUGAGCUGUUGGGCACCUACUUGUGGCGUGGUCGAAAUGCUACUACCGUGCGGGAGCUGAACCCAAAGAGCUUGUCCUCUGGCCUGGACGACUAUCCUCGAGCCUCACAUCCCACCGACAAGGAGCGUCAUCUGGACCUGCGCUGUUGGAUUGCUCUGGCGGCCAGUGUGAUGGCCGAGUUAUCAACUUUGUUGGGAAAAGACGAUGCCAAAUACUACGAGACGGCCUCCUACUUAACGGACAAUGAACAGAUGAACCGCCUGCAUUUGGCGCCCUACAGUGAACAGUACUCUGACUGGGGUCUGCACACGGACCAGGUUAAGCUAAAGCGGCCGCCGGCUAUGGCACCGCAGCAGCAGCGGCAUCAAUAUCAGCAGCAUCAGCAGCCUGAAAUGCGACGUGUCACCGGUGAGGAGCCAACUUAUCAGUUCGUGGACAGCGCUUUUGGGUAUGUCAGCCUGUUUCCUCUGCUGUUGGAGCAACUGGAUCACGAUUCGCCAUAUUUGACCAAGCUGCUUCACGAUCUCCGUGAUCCGGAACAGCUGUGGACUAACUACGGUCUGCGUUCGCUCUCGAAGCGAUCACCUCUGUACAUGAAACGCAACACGGAGCACGAUCCACCGUAUUGGCGUGGACCCAUCUGGAUAAAUAUUAAUUAUUUGGCUGCCAAGGCGCUGCAUCAUUAUGGCAAGAUAGAGGGGCCGAAUGCGGCUUUGGCGCGGGAAAUUUACGCUGAGCUGCGCGACAAUUUGGUGGGCAACAUCUUUCGGCAGUACAAGCGCAGUGGCUAUUUGUGGGAGCAGUACGACGACACUACUGGUGAGGGCAAGGGCUGUAAUCCCUUCACCGGCUGGACGGCCACCGUUGUCCUUCUGAUGGCCGAGCAGUUCUAGAUCUGGAUCUAGCCUGCCCGCCCGUAUAGCAAAAAAUCUGCUGUGAGUUCCUCGACGAACAUCCCUGCCCGGAUUCCUAAACUGAUCUAUGUAUAUGUUUGUGUUUAGAAUAGUUGGGUUUUCUUUGAACUAAGAAUCGCAUUAGGCUUUCAAAACAACGACUAAAUCGGUCAACCAAAUAAAUUUGCUUCAAAUGUAGCAAACUAUUGAUAAUCUUCAAACGUCUUUGGCAUUCAAAGAUUUGAUUAGAGUAAGUAAAUAAGUUUUUAUAUAAGGGAACUUAUCCUAGGAUCUACAAUCUUAUGGUAAUGUAACCUUUGGCUUUGCUGUGGUUUGAAAUAGUCACUUAAUUAGCACGCAAAGGUAAUCAAUUGCAUGAGUACUGCUUUGCUUUUUAAGAAAUGUCUCCGUAGCGAUUCUACCUCAAAGAAUAUCCCUCUAUCCCCAUGUAGACUACUCUAAAUGUAUGUAGUCCUUAGAAAUUCCAGUCUCCAGUUGCUGUACAAUACUUAAGAAACUUUGACAAAGAAAUCGAGUGAAAUUGUGAAGGAAAUGCAGUAAUAUUUAGCGUUAAUUAGACGAAUUUUAAAAAUAUACCAAAUAAAUAAAAGAUUAAAACCAAA
Molecule: messenger RNA, 3237 nt
Organism: Drosophila eugracilis
Lineage: Eukaryota; Metazoa; Arthropoda; Insecta; Diptera; Drosophilidae
Gene: GCS1
Product: mannosyl-oligosaccharide glucosidase
Exons: 2
Coding region: 104-2614 (836 amino acids)
Biological process (GO): protein N-linked glycosylation; oligosaccharide metabolic process
Cellular component (GO): endoplasmic reticulum membrane
Molecular function (GO): Glc3Man9GlcNAc2 oligosaccharide glucosidase activity
Source: RefSeq, a predicted model, not a curated record